This is a messenger RNA of Coccomyxa subellipsoidea C-169, 948 nucleotides long. RefSeq lists its product as hypothetical. Gene Ontology annotation, cellular component: nucleus. The record is from RefSeq and is a predicted model, not a curated record. The transcript has 5 exons. The coding region runs from base 1 to 948 and encodes 315 amino acids. NCBI's taxonomy places the organism in Eukaryota, Viridiplantae, Chlorophyta, Trebouxiophyceae, Coccomyxaceae.
AUGGCAGGACUACAUAAAAAGAGGAAAGCAGACCUUGUCAAUGAAGGUGACGAUGACAGCGUGGAAACCUCAGACACCGAGAAUGCCAGCUCCAGUGAGGACUUGAGCAGCAGCGAAAGCGAUCCAGGCAAUGAAAAGGAUCCAGAGGAUGAUGACAUUGUGAACAUUGACUUCGAGUUCUUCGAUCCUACAGAUAUAGAUUUUCAUGGCCUCAAGUCUCUGCUGCGGACAUACCUCGAUGGGGAAGAAUUUGGCUGCUCCGAGCUGGUGGAAACCAUCAUCAAGCAGAAAUCAGUGGGCACUACAGUGAAGACUUCAGAGGAUGAUGAUCCGAUCGGAAUUAUCACAGCUCUCAAUCUCCAACGAUACCACCAGCUGGGCUUUCCCAAAGAAGUCCGCCUGUUUCUGCUGAAACACUGUCAGGACAAAGAAUUGAAGGCCAAGCUACAGGAGGUGUGGGACCAGGCAGGAACAGCACUGGUGAUCAGUGAGCGGCUGAUCAACUGUCCACCGCAGUUGGCCUCUCCCCUACAGCAUGCGCUAUUUGAUGAGGAAAUCCCAUGGGCUACAGAGGAUGAACCGUCCGAGGAGCUCAGAAACUCGUUCAAAUUUGAGCGGUUCCUGUUUGUCUCGCGGGUGUAUCAGGACAAUUUGGAAGCGCCAAAGCCGUCAGGACCGGGAGACAAGAAAGGGAAGAAAAAGAAGGCGAACAAGCAGACAGCAACCAUGGUCUAUGCGAGACCGGAGGAUGAGUUCUACCACAGGCACAGCAGCUGGUCGUACACCUUCCCUGUGACUAGCAGGCCGGUGCAGAAAGACGAAUUGCAGCCGUUGAGGCUGGUGAUGCUUCUGUCACCUGACCAGGCAGCCAGAGCGCGGAAAGAACUUUAUAAAGUGGUGGGUAAUGUGGCGCUGAAUCAGCCUGAGGCUGCAGCGGGUGCUACAUGA